Sorghum bicolor (sorghum) is the source of this 1707-nucleotide messenger RNA. RefSeq lists its product as uncharacterized. The record is from RefSeq and is a predicted model, not a curated record. The transcript is spliced from 3 exons. Lineage: Eukaryota; Viridiplantae; Streptophyta; Magnoliopsida; Poales; Poaceae. Bases 67 to 1239 code for a protein of 390 amino acids. Gene Ontology annotation, molecular function: protein binding.
UCCAAAUCCACUCAAUCCCAAAACCCUAGCCAUCUCCCCGAGCAGAGCACAGGCAGGGGAGAGGCGAUGGUUCAGCUGCCGGACGAGCUCGUCCGCGAGAUCCUCCUCCGCGUCCCACCCGACGACCCCGCGUGCCUCCUCCGCGCCGCCGUCGUAUGCAAGAGCUGGCGCCGCAUGCUCGCCGACCCCGACUUCCGCCGCCGCCACCGGGAGCUCCACCCGACGCCCCACGUCGCCGGCUUCCUCCGCAUCAUACGCAACGCCAUACCCUACAUGUCCCGCUUCGAGUCUAUCGACCCCACCUUCCACCGCCCCGCCGCCCGCGACCUCCCGGGCUGGCUCGCCCUCGACUGCCGCCACGGCCGCGCCCUCUUCGCCGCCCCGGCCCCAGGCGGGAGCUACCCUGUGGCUCUGGACUUCAUCGUCUGGAACCCUUUGACGGACGAGCGCCGCCGCCUGCCCCGGCCGUCUCCCGGCCCCACGGCCCCACCCGCGGGCCGCUUCACGGUUACGGACCGCCGCCAUUUCAACGCGGCGGUACUUUGCGCUGCCACUGCUGAAGGCUGCGAUCACCGCGGUUGCCACAGGGGCCCCUUCCGAGUGGUUUUCCUCUUCAGCACCUCGACUCACACAUACGCUCGCGUGUACAGCUCUGAGAUGGAUGAUUGGAGCAACCUAACCGCUGGAAUUCCAUGCCACAACCUUUUCUUGGUCGACAACAUGCCAUCUCCGAGCGUCCUUGUAAGAGACACCCUCUACUUUAGGGGCCAUGACAACUACGACGCCUUUGAAUACCAAGUAACCACCCAUUGCCUUUCGAUGAUCAGGCGACCUGCGUCAUCAUCCCUCAUGGCCUUGGCCGAUGGUGAAUUUCAUUUCACCACUUUGUUCGAAGGUCCUCUCAGAUUAUGCGCGUGUACAAAGGAGAAAGCUUCCACUGGAACUGUGCUAUGGGUACAGGGCAGGACCUUCAACCUUGAGACGCUGCUGCCUAAAGACACGCGGACGCCAUGGUUUAAUGUGACUGGCUCCGUGGAGGGCGCAGAUAUCAUAUUUGUGAUUGUCUUCAAAUAUGCUCAUCACCGUGGUGAUGUCUACAUGGUCCACCUCAAUUCGGGGAAGAUAAAGAAGGUGUUUGAGGGUUAUAGUUAUGUCUUUCCCUACACGAGCUUCUGCAUUCCGGUGAUUGAUGAUGCCUAUACAGGCGAGGAACCAAGGGAAGGUGUUCCAAAUGCAUGACAAACUCUAGUUGCUGGUGCAAGGGCUUCCGAAUUAUGCGUGAGGUGAUGCAGUUUUCAACCAAAGUUGGAUGUGAACAAAGUUUGUUACCAAUUUCCUGUGCAUGCUCUUGGAAGUUCGGAACUGAAGAAUGCUGGACUUUUGCUUCAGUUCAUGAUUAAAGAAUGAACAGCCUUGGAACUGAACGCAUUGAUCAUUUGUUUUCUUUCACGAAAACUAAUCUUGUGAUUAAGGCAUUUUUAAGUUUAGUUAGAUCUGAACAAGGUUGUCCCGCUUUAAUAUUUGUUCCCUUGGAAGUUAAAAAAGAAAAGAAAUGUUGGAGCUAUGAUUCAGUUUAAUAAGUAUGCAUGGCAGCUCAUGAAGCGAAUGUAAGUCGAAGGGAUCCAAUGGCCUUUGAACUGAUGUCAUGUUAAUUCAAGAGAUUAUGUUCUCUUUCCUGAAAAUGAACUGUGGUCAAGUUCUGAAGAA